CUUCAAGAGCAACCGGAGCCACACUCGCUAUCCACCACCCCCAGAGCAGAUAAGGGUGGGCGACUCGGAAGAUGUUAUUCCGUUCUCUUCUUCUUCAGUAAAACCAUCGAAAGAUCUGAGUGACUAAAAUGGAGGGACUGUGUCACCCAAUGUCAAGAACAAUCAACAGAAUUAACCUACAAAUCCCAAAACUAAGAACCCUUCAACGAAUACCUUCUGUCAACGGAAGAGGCCUGCAAUGCCAUGGCUCCAAAUAUGAAGAAGCUUUACCAGAAAAGGAUGAAUUCCCCAAGCAUUCAAAGAAAAGCUUAAAACUGCAGCCGAAGGCCCGCCGCCUCAUUACGAUUUCCACAUCUGAUUGCAAAUAUCAAGGGCAGUGGACAUACGACUUUGUCUUCACUCUCAGAGAUUUGCAACUGGAUGACUUGGCAGAAGAAGGGCAAGGAGAUGCAGAGGUUUUUGUUAGCUUAGCUGUUCAGAAGCACACAGGCUUUGGUUACUCCGUCGAUGGAAAAGUCACCUCAUCCUUCACAAGGAAAUGCAGCAACUGCUUCUGCAAAUAUAUCAAAGAGAUUGAUACCACAUUCAAUGUCUGGGUUCUACCUUCAAGCAAGGAAAGCCAUUCAAUGCCAGAGAUCGGUGGAGAUGACCCAUCAGUUAUCUAUGUAAAACCCGGGACAGAAGCUGAUCUUGAUUCUCUGAUUCAGGACACAAUUCGAUUAUAUACCUCAGUGAAGGGAACUUGCUCAGAUGCUUGUGACAAGUUGGGACCGAAACUGCAGUAUAUUGGACCAAAGGAAAAACCUUUUGACAAAAGAUGGUCAAGACUUUUGGAGAUCAAGAGAGCCAUGACGAGAGAAAUUUACCCCAGUAUUUACUCACAGACAGGACAAUGCAAUGAAGAUUACGUGCAGCAGCAGUAGCAGACAAGUUAGUGCAGCGACAAAUCUGUGUAUACAAUGCAAAAGCUCGACUGUAAACCGUGUUUAGGAGUUUAUGUCAUCCAAUCUGCAUCUCAUCCUGAGCGUUAUUUUAUAUCAAAGAAUUUGGGAAUGUAUAUAAGGAAGCCAGUUUCCUGCUUCAGACACCGAACCAACAUUUAGACACAGCACAAAUGGCUGCGAGCCAAACAGCACAGGAUCACAUAUUUCCUUGUUGGUGUAAUUCGUUGACAAGCUUUGCUAAGAGCAUAUGUUUGGUCCCUGGUGCCCAUUGUAUGAAACAAGUAACCCGAUCUCACUUUGGAUGAAAAAUCUGAAACAAAAAAUAAAUUACAAGGACAGGAAACCAUUAAGAACAUUUUCAGACCUUUUUCAA
Nymphaea colorata (pocket water lily) is the source of this 1317-nucleotide messenger RNA. Its product is annotated as large ribosomal RNA subunit accumulation protein YCED homolog 2, chloroplastic. Lineage: Eukaryota; Viridiplantae; Streptophyta; Magnoliopsida; Nymphaeales; Nymphaeaceae. The coding region runs from base 129 to 923 and encodes 264 amino acids. The record is from RefSeq and is a predicted model, not a curated record. The transcript has 7 exons.